Syngnathoides biaculeatus (alligator pipefish) is the source of this 2976-nucleotide messenger RNA. RefSeq names its product SREK1-interacting protein 1 (gene srek1ip1). Gene Ontology annotation, molecular function: nucleic acid binding; zinc ion binding. The coding region runs from base 234 to 734 and encodes 166 amino acids. NCBI's taxonomy places the organism in Eukaryota, Metazoa, Chordata, Actinopteri, Syngnathiformes, Syngnathidae. The record is from RefSeq and is a predicted model, not a curated record. The transcript has 5 exons.
UGUCGUGUUUCGACAUUAUUUUAGUUUUUACGAUUGCCACUUCGUCUUCCCAAGUAUUACCAUGAAAUGAUCAACAGUCGUGUAAAAAUUAUUCCCUCGACAAGAAUGGCUACGGUGCGUUUCCAGAAGUAAAACCAAGCAGAUCCAGAGGACGGAACAAAUAAUUCUUUUCCCGGAAGUCUUUGUUCUACCCGGUAUUAUUUUGGGUGAAAACUCUGACCAUUCCGACAGUUAUGGCGGUUCCUGGCCCGAAUAAGGACAGUAUCAGAGCUGGAUGCAAGAAAUGCGGAUAUCCUGGCCACUUGACCUUCGAGUGCCGAAAUUUUGUGAGAGUUGACCCCCAGAAAGACAUAGUUCUGGAUGUAAGUAGCACCAGCACUGAGGAAAGUGAAGAGGAAGUCCUGGGUCGAAGCGGGCAAAGUCGCAGAGACUCUCCUAAUGAUGACCAUAGAAAAGCGAGGCAUAAGCAGAAGAGGAACAAAGAAAGAAAAUCAAGAAAAAGAUAUUCCUCACCAUCAAGUGAUGAAGAGCCUACCAGGAAAAAAAAGAAACGCAGCAGGUCCCUCUCCAGGUCUGAUGACGAGACCCGCCGAAAGAAAAAGAAACUUAAAAGUCACAAGAAGAAAAGCAAGAAGAACAAACGGGAGCAUGGAAAGCAUAAAAAGAGACAAACAAAGAAAAAACAGGAAAGCUCCUCUUCCUCCUCCAGCUCAAGUGAAUCAGACAGUGACUGAACUUUAUCCAGGGGUCCAUUUUUUCCAUUCCAUUGAGUUUUCUUGACAAAAUACAAAAAUUACUUUGUUAAAAUGAACUGUUCCUCGGUGGAGGGGUGUAGUUUUGGGAGAGCUACUUGAAAAGAGCGGCGGCCUUUCCACACUUGUGGAAACAUUUUGGGUUGUUUAGGAAAGGUGUAAAGUACAAAGGAAUUUGCCAAAAAGUGAUAAAUCAGGUCUUCUCUUUUAACUGUAGGUUUUUAGAACAAAUACCAAAUAAGGUUAUCUAAUGGUUAGAGGUCAUGACUGGUUAUAUGAUACCUCAAUACUCAAAGAAGCAACCUUUUCACUUUUAAUUCUUUUUCAGAACAGCCAAUUCCUGAGUAACUUUGAUGUUAAUUUUACAUGUCUGAUUGAUGAUCUUUUGUCAGUUUAUGACAGCUAUUAUUGAUCUUUGAAAGAUAACCAAGAAAAAUAAAUAUACACGCACCCUUGCUUUUGUGGAAUUUAAAAUCAUAGCAAAUGUCGUCCUAUCUUAAUUGUGCACAAAAUAACAAAAUGUUAAUCUAAAAUCUUGAUCCUGAGUGACUCAGUCAAUGAUCAUUGUACUUAAAACAAAUGUGUAAUCUGUUAUUGUUUUAUUAACAAUCACAGGUAAUAUGCAUGCAGUAUUUGACCUAAUACAAGGAUGCACAAAGGAAAACUUUGGCGGUGAAACAGAAUACUUUCCUGUAGAUGGCAGCAGCAUGCAAUUAUACGUACAGUCUUAUCACAUAAUGGCAAUUUCUGAAGGCUCAUUUGAAUAGUCUUGCUUUUUUAAAGUAUGUACCAGCUUAUAAACAAAUGGGGUUUUGUGUCUCAGUAGAACUUUAAUUAUCCCACUCACUUCUUUCAGUGUGGACUUCUGUAACAUACAGUGGGGCAAAAAGGUUUUUUCCAGCCACCAAUUAGGCAAGUUAAACUUAAAAACUUAAACUUAAGUCUUUAAGUUUAGACCAACUUAAAAAGGUCAGAGAGGCCUCUAAUAUUCCUCAUUUAGAUACAAUAGCUAACCUCUGAGAGGCAAAAUGGGAAUUAUCUGAUUUUUUUUUAAUGAAUUAAUUGGUGAAUUAUUCUGUAAAAUAAGUACUGUAUUUGGUAAAUUCCUCAGUAAAAUAAGUACUCACUUACAAACAAGAUUCCGUUCUCCCACAGACCUGUAACCUCUUAUGAAAGAGGCUCUUUUGUCUUCCACUCGUGACCUGUAUUAAUGGAACCUGUUUGAACUCAUCAGUAUAAAAGACACAUGUCCAAAUGCUCAAACAGUCGCACUCCAAACUUCACUAUGGUCAAGAUCAAAGAUCUUUCAAAGGACAAAAUGACCUGUAGAGAGCUAGGAUCAAAUUAACAAAGUACGCCGGAAGGGAACUCAAAUCCUCCUGUCCCAGGCGUGCCCCCCUGCUUAAGCUAGUACACGUCCAGGCCUGUCUGUAUAUGGUUAUAUGAAAUUAACAUAGAACCUUUUGGUAAGAUCUCAACUUUUUGUUAAAACUCAACUUGUGUUUUGAGGAGAGAAUGGUGAGUUUCAUCCAAAGAACACCAUACCUACUGUGAAACAUGCGAGUGAAACCAUAAUGGUGUCGGGCUGGUUUUCUGCGACUGAUUCAUGUAAAGAAAAGAAUGAAAGGGCCAAGUAUUGUGAGUUUUUAAGUGAAAACCAACUUUCAUCAGCAAAAGCACUGAAGAUGAAACGUUGCUGGGUCUUUCAGCAUGACAGUGAUCACACCCACCAUUAUUCAAGCAUUUCCGGGACCUGGAUUUACAUUUGGAGAAAAUUACAGGCCUCUCAUCUUUUUAAGUGGGAUAACUGACUUAAAACAUUUUUGCUCCACUAUAUGCUUCUGUUUUACUCAAUAUAAGACAACAGACGUACCGAGAACACGCGAACGCCACACAGGAAAGAUGGAGCCCAACCUCGGAACUUUGAAUGUGCUGACCACUUGUCAACCGUGUGGCUGUGUCUGAAAAUCAUUACAACUAUAUCUUUGGUCAUCUACCUGGUGACGUUUUGUGAGAGCCAGAACAAUUACAUGUUAUCCCAUUGAAAAGUGGAAGUUAAUGUCUAUCCUUCCACCUGUUGCCAUUCAUUCAGUAGAAUAAAUUCACAGCUUUCUUUGAGCAUACCAGCUAUGUGUUUAACUGAAUGGCCCCAAAUGUCACACUAUUUUGAUUUUUGAAUAAACUGCGACAAGAUCAUUUAUUUUUUUCGUGUUUGGUGGUGUGC